GGAGAGCGCGAGGAGGUGGGGGAGGGGGGCCGUGCUCCUUCUCUGUCUAGCAGUGAGUGAGGCGGCGCAGCCGGGAGGGAACGGCGGAUUUGUUCGAUUGGUGUGUCCAUUUAAUACAAGAAAAUGGAAACUGAACAGCCAGAGGAAACCUUCCCCAACACUGAAACCAAUGGUGAAUUUGGUAAACGCCCAGCGGAAGAUAUGGAAGAGGAACAGGCGUUUAAAAGAUCCCGCAACACUGACGAGAUGGUUGAAUUACGCAUUCUGCUUCAAAGCAAGAAUGCUGGGGCAGUGAUUGGAAAAGGAGGGAAGAAUAUUAAGGCUCUCCGUACAGACUACAAUGCCAGUGUUUCAGUCCCAGACAGCAGUGGCCCCGAGCGCAUAUUGAGCAUCAGUGCUGAUAUUGAAACAAUUGGAGAGAUUCUGAAGAAAAUCAUCCCUACCUUGGAAGAGGGCCUGCAGUUGCCAUCACCCACUGCAACCAGCCAGCUCCCGCUCGAAUCUGAUGCUGUGGAAUGCUUAAAUUACCAACACUAUAAAGGAAGUGACUUUGACUGCGAGUUGAGACUGUUGAUUCAUCAGAGUCUGGCAGGAGGAAUUAUUGGGGUCAAAGGUGCUAAAAUCAAAGAACUUCGAGAGAAUACUCAGACAACAAUCAAGCUUUUCCAAGAAUGCUGUCCUCAUUCCACUGACAGAGUUGUUCUUAUUGGAGGAAAGCCUGAUAGAGUUGUAGAGUGCAUAAAAAUCAUCCUUGAUCUUAUAUCGGAGUCUCCAAUUAAAGGACGUGCACAGCCUUACGAUCCCAACUUCUAUGAUGAGACAUAUGAUUAUGGCGGUUUUACGAUGAUGUUUGAUGAUCGUCGUGGACGUCCUGUGGGAUUUCCCAUGCGGGGAAGAGGUGGUUUUGACAGAAUGCCUCCUGGUCGGGGUGGUCGUCCCAUGCCUCCUUCUAGAAGAGAUUAUGACGAUAUGAGUCCUCGUCGUGGACCUCCUCCUCCACCUCCUGGUAGAGGUGGUCGGGGUGGUAGCAGAGCUCGGAAUCUUCCUCUUCCUCCACCACCUCCACCUAGAGGAGGAGAUCUAAUGGCCUAUGACAGAAGAGGAAGACCUGGAGACCGCUAUGAUGGAAUGGUUGGUUUUAGUGCUGAUGAAACUUGGGACUCUGCGAUAGAUACAUGGAGCCCAUCAGAAUGGCAGAUGGCUUACGAACCACAGGGUGGCUCUGGAUAUGAUUAUUCCUAUGCAGGGGGUCGUGGCUCAUAUGGUGAUCUUGGUGGACCUAUUAUUACUACACAAGUAACUAUUCCCAAAGAUUUGGCUGGAUCUAUUAUUGGCAAAGGUGGUCAAAGGAUUAAACAAAUCCGUCAUGAGUCAGGAGCUUCGAUCAAAAUUGAUGAGCCUUUAGAAGGAUCCGAAGAUCGGAUCAUUACCAUUACAGGAACACAGGACCAGAUUCAGAAUGCACAGUAUUUACUGCAGAACAGUGUGAAGCAGUAUGCAGAUGUUGAAGGAUUCUAAUGCAAGAUAUUUUUUCUUUUUUAUAGUGUGAAGCAGUAUUCUGGAAAGUUUUUCUAAGACUAGUGAAGAACUGAAGGAGUCCUGCAUCUUUUUUUUUUAUCUGCUUCUGUUUAAAAAGCCAACAUUCCUCUGCUUCAUAGGUGUUCUGCAUUUGAGGUGUAGUGAAAUCUUUGCUGUUCACCAGAUGUAAUGUUUUAGUUCCUUACAAACAGGGUUGGGGGGGAGGGUGUGCAAAAACUAACAUUGAAAUUUUGAAACAGCAGCAGAGUGAGUGGAUUUUAUUUUUUGUUCAUUGUUGGUGGUUUAAAAAAAAUUCCCCCUAUGUAAUUAUUGUGAACACCUUGCUUUGUGGUCACUGUAAACAUUUGGGGGGUGGGACAGGGAGGAAAGUAACAAUAGUUCACAUGUCCCUGGCAUUUGUUCAGAGCAGUGUGCAGAAUGUAAUGCUCUUUUGUAAGAAACGUUUUAUGAUUUUUAAAAUAAAUUUAGUGAACCUAUUUUUGGUGGUCAUUUUUUUAAGACAGUUUUCAAAUGGUGGCUGAAUUUUCUAACCCACUCCUAAACACUAAGUUUGAUUUUUCAGCUCCUCUGUUAAAUAUAAAUGCACCUCUUGGAUAUAAACAAAAUAUAUUGGCAAAUUCAGUACUAAUGAUUUCCUAGUAGUUUGAAAAACCAUUGCUUGGGGAGAAAUUACAUCAUACACAUUCAUGCUUAAGAUGGGGUUUUUUUAUUUUUGCAAAUGCUUGCCCCAAUUUUACAUGUUUUCUGUUGUAAAGAAACAAGGUAUGGAGAAUGAUACCACAAGUUAAUAUAAGCAUAUACCAGAAGAAUGAUUGGCAACAAGCUUUAUUACUCAGAUUAACAUUUAGUUAUAAAGUGGUUGAUGGCUGAAUAAAAUCUGGUUAUUUUUAUUACAUAAUUUCUCACCUAUAGACUUAAACUGUCAACCCUAGUAGUGUCUAUUAAACUUUGUAAAAAUAUAUAUACUUGUUUUUCCAUUGUAUGCAAAUUUAAAAAAUGUACCAUUUCUCUGUUGUAUGUUUGAUUAUGUAGGAAAUGUUUGUGAGCAGUUCAAAAAAUGAAAAAAAAAAGUUCCUGUGGAUGUUUUGUGUGGUAUCUUGGCAUUUGUAUUGAUAGUUCAAAUUUUACUUCCAAAUAAAAAUCCCAUGAUGCUAGA
Messenger RNA from Dipodomys ordii (Ord's kangaroo rat), 2695 nucleotides. RefSeq names its product heterogeneous nuclear ribonucleoprotein K (gene Hnrnpk). Gene Ontology annotation, cellular component: cytoplasm; nucleus. Gene Ontology annotation, biological process: regulation of mRNA splicing, via spliceosome; regulation of transcription by RNA polymerase II. The record is from RefSeq and is a predicted model, not a curated record. The coding region runs from base 124 to 1518 and encodes 464 amino acids. NCBI's taxonomy places the organism in Eukaryota, Metazoa, Chordata, Mammalia, Rodentia, Heteromyidae. The transcript is spliced from 16 exons. Gene Ontology annotation, molecular function: mRNA binding.